AAAGCAUGACAACGAAGUGUCGCGAAGAAAAAAACGCUACCUGCAGGAUAUAUAAAUUUUAUUUUUGAAAAUUCUUCCUAUUUUCUGCUAUUUAAACUAUUUAAUUUAUGUGUUAAUUUAUUGCUGAUAUGCCAUAGAAGUGAUAAAGUGCAUGAUCUUUAAAUAAAGUAUGAAUUUUGACGCAAUAUUGACAAUCAAGGUGAAACGCAGAGCGUCGCGAGAACAAAUGAGCAUUAUUUUUCUCACCAUUAACUGAAAAUCGUACUAAAUGCUGUGCAAAUUGCACAAUAUUGUGCUAAGAGUAUCUGUACAGUGAUUAGAGUGGAGAUACAGUGGAUAUUCUGGGUGUAAAGUGACUUAGCAUAAAAAAUAUUUUGACAUUUGAAAGCUUGGCAUCGCAGUUUCCCUCCAAAUCAUUCAGAAGCCAUCGCGGCAGCUUGUGGUAUUUUUUUUGGUGUGAAAAGCAAAAGAAAAGAGAAAUAGUUAAGAUGCCUCUAAUGAAAAGGAAGGAAUUUAAGCCAUUGCCUCCGCCAGAUGAUCUGAAAGACAAUGAGGAAGUUUUCUACUGUCCUAUCACGAAGGAGGUCUUCCGGAAGCAUGAGGACUACUUCGAACGGGUGAUGCUGAUAAAUUCCAUGUUGUGGACAUGCGCUCUUACAGGAAAGACCAGUCUUACCUACACCGAAGCACUGGAGAGUGAGCAAAAUGCACGUGAGACACUGUGCAAUUUCUCCAAACCUAUUAAAACAGCUGUGGUCAUCAUUUGCUCCUACACUCGCCGAAGUGGCAUGAUGGAUCUCAUUGAAGAACUCUAUUCUUACAUGAAAGAUCGAUAUUUCAAGGGUGAGGAAGUGAUUUACUGUGCAAAAGGUGAGACCGAGAUGUAUGGAAAGAUAUUGGGCUUCGUCAAAGACAGUACAAAUUGUGCAGAAAUUGAGUACAAAGUACAACUGUUCAGGAAGAAGGAAACCAAAUCUAUCCAGGGUAAAGAUCUACGGAGACACAAGACAAGGCUCACACGGGAAAAAUUGAAGUUUUUCUUGAAGGACAACACAGAAAUGUUGAAAGGGGCUCUGGUCAUCAAAGGGCCCAUCCUGAAGAAGUACACCAAUAAUUCCACGAUAAAAUUUGAAAAUAUUCACAUUGGCAAACCACCAGUUUUUGAGACAUCCAGCAGAGUGUUGCUGGCGGAGAAGCAGCCCAAGAAGCAGGCACAAAUUUCCAAGUAUUUCGCCAAAGAUGGUGGUCGAAAGAAUGCAGCCAAACUCGAAGCAUCCAAUAAGGAGAUUGAAGAGAUUAAUCGACAGGCAGCCGAGAAGUUGGCAGAAAUGCAGGCAGAGGAGCAAAAGAGGCUGGCCGAAGAACGGGAGAAGCAGAGGCAGGAACUCAAUGCUAUGGUGCAGAGCACUGCAAGGGCUAUGAAUGCAAUCAAUGAGGAUUUGUUGCUGCAGGAUCAGAAAGUUCUGCCAUCACCAAAAUCCAUGGAACUUCUCGUGCCCAAGCGCUUCUAUGGCGAUUUUCUCAUGGUGCUGGAAUUUAUACACUCAUUCUCCGAAGUGCUUCAGAUUAGAGACAAAUUUCCAAAAGGCGUCACUAUUCCCAUCCUGCAGAGGGCUUUUCUCACACGUGACGUUGCUGGGCCACUCAGUGACAUUGUUCAGGUUCUCCUGGCCACGAUAUUCUCCCUCCAGAUGGAAGAGCAGAGCGAAGUAGUGAUUCGCUACAGGAAUGUGUCCAAGUCCAUGCUAUCUAGAGCCACGGACCCAAUUGAAUUUGCCGAACUUCAUGCCUGUCGAGCCAUGAAAUAUUCUAAGAAGUACUUCAGCAAUGAAAUGGCAGAUUUACCCAUGGAUGCAACAACGGUGAGUGAAAUCUUGAGGCUACAUAUUCUAAGCUCGGGAGCUCAGUUGAGGGACGAUCAGGCGGUAAAGUGGAGAUUUCAAACUCGGGGUGGCUAUCGCAAUACGGAUGAUCCGGGUUUGCUCCUUCGACUUCGAUAUGCUCACAUAAUCCGUGCAUUAUCUGAUCGGACAAUAUAUGAGCUACCGCUUGGGGAUAUAUUCAAGAUUCUCGAUUGUCUCAUCAGUCAAAUAAUGACGUAUUCAUCUGUGCGGGACAUCAUUGAUGAUCGUAUAGAAAAAGCUACAAAAUCCAGAAUGACCAUGAAGGCAAUAACAUAUGCUGAGAGACGGAGAUUAGCCCGAUGUGAGACGGAGAAGAAAGAUUUGCGUGAAGAGGCGAUGAAGCAAAAAGAGGCAAUUGUGGUGCCAGAGGGUGAGACGGAGCUGAAGGCGAUCAAAGAGAAAGAAAUUGAUGAUGUUCUACAGAAGAAACUGGAUAAAGUUGAGGCAGAUUCUGCCAGAGCUAAGAAGCAAUUUAUGGUGGAACUUGAGAAGAACAAAUCUCAGUGCUUUGACUAUCAGCUCUAUUUAGGAUCGGAUCGAGCUCAUAGGAAAUAUUGGCUAUUUAAUUCCCUUCCGGGACUCUUUGUGGAGCACAGUGAGGAGGAUCUGGGAUCGUGUUUUGAUGAAGUAACCAAAAACAUUCCCGAAUUGGUCAAUUGUCCCUCAGAUCAACGAUACAGGGUGAUCAAGCAAUUGGUAACGGCUCAGAUGAAGAUGAACGAAAAGGAAAAUAACAGGGUUAAUGGAAGCAAAGUUCAGCCUCCAAUCACCAGUUUCAACAAUCUCAAUAAGGAUUCGGGUGUCUCACAGAGAGAUUUGUGGAUGUGUACAGCUAAGGCUGAAACGUGUCCUGUACACAAUCAGCGUUUUCCGGAUAAGGUCCAAUGGAGUUAUUUCCAUACAUCUGAAGAGAUUGAUGCUCUGACAACAGCACUCAAUCCUCGUGGUUUCCGGGAGAAGCCCCUAAGGGAGCAAUUUGAGUUGGAACGUGAGUUGAUUGUGGCACAUGUAAUUACGUGUCCGCAUGAUUUGCUUCAGGUGAAUUAUGCUGAUAAAGAUAAAAUCCUAGCGUCGUAUGUGUCAGAUCAGAAGCGCUAUGAAUCGGCAAAUUUCCAGAAAGAAGGCGAUAUUAACAACAUCAUGAGCUCAGUUCUCUGUGACUACAUCCUGGAUCUGGAGUGGAAAAUUUCAGAAGGAUAUCUUGGGGUUCAAAAGGGACCCAAUAGGCAAUUGUGGAGAGAUGCAGUGGCCAGUUUUGACUACAAAUUACUCAAGAAUGGCAUUCAGAUUGCACCGCAGCCAAAAAAAUCGAAAUCAAAGGAUGAUAAGAAGGACAAGGAAAAAGAAAAGGAUAAAGAUAAGGAUAAAGAGGACAAUGAUGAAGAGGAGGAUCUCAGUGAUUAUGAGGAUCCAGGCACAGAUAUGCCAGAUUCCCUGGCGGUAGAAUCUGAAGACAGUUCCGAUGAAGCUUUUCCUCUUUAUGAUUCACACGAGGAGAAGAAGAAAGUACACUUCCUGGCCACAGCUCUAAUUCAGGUGAAGCGUACAAUUGACACUAAGUACUUGAAAUGGCCAUAUGGUGUGGCCAAGGAGAAGCCUAAAUUUGUUGCUGCGAAGCUGCCUCAGACCGUGAAAAAUCUGCAUAAUUGGGAAACUGCACUUGCUCAGGCCACCAAUUACUCACAGGUCUUUUUGCACUACAAUAUCCUCUAUGAUUCAAUUUUGUGGUCCGUAUCAGCAUCGCAUGCAGCAUGUCAGAUCUGUCGUCGAAAGAGUGAUCCUGAGAAGAUGCUCCUGUGCGAUGAAUGCAACAGUGGAUGUCACAUGUUCUGCCUCAAACCACCACUAACGAAAGUUCCAGAAGGCGAUUGGUUUUGCACGAAGUGCAAGAAACCCGAAACACCGGUGAAAAAGAAGAAUAGGAAAAUCUUCAAGGAAGAAUCCAGCGAAGAGGAGGACAAUACUCAAGAUGAUAGUGAGGAAGAUAAUGAGGAAGAUGAAGAUGAUGAUGGCGAUGAUGAAGAGUCAGAGGGAAAAAAAGCAAGCAGUAAAAAGAAAUCUAAAUCACGUUUUUGGAAUUUUAGCGAAUCCAGCGAAGAUGAAUGUGAUGCAUGCCAGUAUAAAUCAGGGAAAAAGAUCAAGUGCUUGAAUUGUCCCACCUCUCGUCAUGCGAAGUGCGUUGAUAAGAAUGAUUGGGUGAAGAUUGGGAAAACGUGGGAGUGUUGUGACUGCAAAAAUGAUGCAAAUUAUAGCCAAGAGAUCAAAAUUAAAGCGUCGAAGUCAAAGAGGCAUGAGGCCACAAAGAACGUAAAGGCAAAUGAUACAUCCGGAAACUCUAAGAAAAAUACCUCAACUGGUUCCAGGAGGAAGACUGCGAUAAAAUUGAGAAAUAUUCAGCCAGAUUCUGAGUCACAAGAUGAAGAUGAAGGGGCAGCAGCAUCUAAGCAAAAGUCUCAUGUUGGUUCCAGAAGGAAGGCAUCAAUCAAACUCAAGAAUGUUCAAAGUGAUUCAGAGUCACAAGAUGAAGGAGAGGAAGAAGAUGUGGCACCACCUCCGGCAAAGAAACGCAAACAGGAUGCAACACCAAGGCGUUCCCUGAGAUCCCAAGAUGAUUCAAAGCAAGAUACACCGUCCGAGAGGAAUGCGAAAAAACUAAGAAGGUCAGAAAAUUUACCUCUAGAUAGUGUUGCUCUCUAUGCUUUGCUCGAUGCAAUAGCCAAACAUCCGGAUUCGUGGCCAUUCAAUCGCCCAGUAGCCAAAGUUGAAGUGCCUGACUACUAUGAUAUCAUCAAGAAUCCCAUGGACUUUGCUAAGAUCAAGUCCAAGCUCAACUGUGGAGAUUAUGCCACCAAUGAGAUGCUAAUUAGAGAUAUUGAGCAGGUAUUUCAGAACUGCGAUGCCUACAACAAUAGCGAUUCGAAGAUUUACCAAUCCGGAAUUAAGUUGGAACGUUUCGUGAUGGAGAAGUGUGCAGAACUCAAAUUUAACUUUAAGCACAGUGACAUGAUAUCCGAUGAUGAGAAUGAGGUGACUGUUAUUGAGAGAAACAGAUCCAGUCGCAGUAGGAAGAAGUAGUGGACUUUAGCGAAUUUCUUUUUUCCGGAAAGCCCGAAACAAAAAACUUUGUGUAUUAAUCCUAGACAAAUUAAAUUUCAAUAUUUCAUAGUA
Phlebotomus papatasi is the source of this 5072-nucleotide messenger RNA. It is a transcript of the gene Acf, whose product is annotated as bromodomain adjacent to zinc finger domain protein 1A. The record is from RefSeq and is a predicted model, not a curated record. NCBI's taxonomy places the organism in Eukaryota, Metazoa, Arthropoda, Insecta, Diptera, Psychodidae. The transcript has 7 exons. Gene Ontology annotation, biological process: chromatin remodeling. Gene Ontology annotation, molecular function: protein binding. Bases 489 to 4979 code for a protein of 1496 amino acids.